Bipolaris zeicola 26-R-13 is the source of this 696-nucleotide messenger RNA. RefSeq lists its product as uncharacterized. Gene Ontology annotation, molecular function: gluconokinase activity. Gene Ontology annotation, cellular component: cytoplasm. The coding region runs from base 1 to 696 and encodes 231 amino acids. NCBI's taxonomy places the organism in Eukaryota, Fungi, Ascomycota, Dothideomycetes, Pleosporales, Pleosporaceae. The record is from RefSeq and is a predicted model, not a curated record. The transcript is spliced from 2 exons.
AUGAUGCAAACCAUGGAGCAAUCAGUCCCCGCCCCCAUACAAUAUGUAUCGCCGCCCACGCCUCCCGCCUCAAAUACCGGCUCGCCAUCCACAUCGUCGCCUGCCCUCGCCGACACAAAGACGGCUCAAAUGACCAUCCCCGCCCACCACCACAUCCUCAUUGUCACCGGCCCUGCAGGCUGCGGCAAGAGCACCAUUGCCAAGCAUCUGUCCGAUCGAUAUGGCUUCGACUACAUUGAGGGUGAUGAGUUCCACCCAAAAGCAAACAUUGACAAGAUGGCCGCCGGCAUUCCCCUCAACGACGAAGAUCGCUGGGAUUGGCUCAUCCUGCUGCGCGACCAGGCCCUCACCGCUCUCAACAACGGCUCGCGUGGCGUCGUCGUCACCUGCAGCGCUCUCAAGAAAAAGUACCGCGACGUCAUCCGCACCGCCAGGCUCUACGACCAAGACCCAAAUGCCAACGUCCACUUUGUCUACCUCCGCUCCGACAUGGAGACGCUGCUCUCGCGCGUCCGUGCCAGGCAAGGCCACUACAUGAAGGACGCCAUGGUCGCCAGUCAGUUUGCUGCCCUCGAGGAGCCCGACGAGACGGAAUGCAAGCAACUCAAGGACGUUGAGAUUAUCGACGUCAAGGGAGGCAUCCAGGACGUCCAGCAACUAGCCAGUGCUGCUGUCGACAGAAUUCUGGCACAAUAG